AUGGCCACAUCUCAGCUGACAGCGUCGUCAAUCUCGGCGAGGAACUUGGCGUCAUUUGAAGGCCUCAGACCUUCAAACCUCAAGUUUGGGUCUCCAGUAGGAGUCUCACUUGUAAGCCACAGGUCCUUCCGUGGUCUCGUCGUCAAGGCUGCCACAACGGUCGCUCCCAAGUACACUUCGAUUAAGCCUUUAGGUGACAGAGUGCUUGUGAAGAUCAAAACCAUGGAAGAGAAAACUGGUGGUGGAAUCUUACUCCCAACCAGUGCUCAGACAAAGCCUCAAGGAGGUGAGGUGGUUGCUGUUGGAGAGGGUAAAACAAUUGGGAAGACCAAAGUGGGCAUCAGUGUUCAGACUGGUGCCGAAGUUGUCUACUCCAAGUAUGCUGGGACAGAGGUUGAGUUCAAUGGUUCUAAGCAUCUUAUACUUAAGGAUGAUGACAUAGUUGGUAUUCUUGAAACCGAAGAUGUGAAGGAUCUCAAGCCUCUGAAUGAUAGAGUCUUAAUCAAGGUCGCUGAGGUCGAGGAAAUGACUCCUGGAGGCUUGUUGCUGACAGAGGCAAGCAAGGAGAAACCUUCGAUUGGCACGGUGAUUGCCGUUGGACCCGGUACUCUUGAUGAGGAAGGAAACAGGAAACCAUUAUCCAUUUCCGAGGGGAACACAGUUUUGUACUCCAAGUAUGCAGGAAAUGACUUCAAGGGCAAAGAUGGUUCCGAGUACAUAGCUUUAAGAGCUUCGGAUGUCAUUGCUAUACUUUCUUAG
This is a messenger RNA of Prunus armeniaca (apricot), 759 nucleotides long. The record is from the annotation of a GenBank genome assembly. NCBI's taxonomy places the organism in Eukaryota, Viridiplantae, Streptophyta, Magnoliopsida, Rosales, Rosaceae.